GUCUUGAGAGAUUCUAAUUUUUCACCGUCGCAAGCGAGCUGAAGUUGCAACCGCAUUGACAUAAAAUGGGUCAAAUUCAUGCAAAGGAAAUUACAUCAGAUGAGAGGCCUACGCUUGAAGAGGAAGAUACCACUGUACACCGGCAUGUCUUUGAUGGAAAUAAUCCAGUCAAAGUCGAGCACGUCCACAUCGACGGCUUGGGUCGAACCAAAGAUGACCUGGUCAUCCGUCAAAUGAGAGACGUGUUCCAGGCGAAGACUUUCAAGGAGGUCAUCCAGAAGACCGGAGAAGCUAAGGUCAAACUAGAAGGGCUCGGUGUCUUCAAGUCAGUAGGAGUCUUCAUUGAUACAAGCAAAGGAGAGGAAGCUGGUGCCGAUGGCUUAGACGUAACCUUUAAUGUCAAAGAGAAACGGAGACUGACAGGUAGCGCACAUACUGCAGUGGGGAAUAAUGAAGGAAGUCUGGUUCUUGGGGCCAAGAUGCCUAACACGUUUGGCCGAGCCGAGAGUUUAGUCGCUGAGUACUCCAGAGGGACCAAGCAUUCUUCAGGAUUUAAUGUCAUGCUGGUGAAACCCAUUGGAGAAGAAUUUGAUAAGAGGUUAAGAGGUUCAGUCUUCAAGUCUUCAGCUGAUUAUGCCCCCAGCUCUUACCGCGAAACAGGACGAGGUGUCACGCUAGAUUUUACUUUUCCUCAUGUUUUAGGUAUGUCUGAGCUGCAGUGGGAGGGGGUGUGGAGAGAGUUGUCUUGCUUGACGAGAACCGCAUCCUUUGCAACCAGAGAACAGUCCGGCCACUCUUUAAAAUCAUCUCUCAAGCACACACUCACAAGAGACACAAGAGAUGAGAGGAUUUACCCGUCAGAGGGAUAUCUCUUGAAGCUCAGCCAGGAGGUAGCGGGAUAUACUGGAGGCGACGUCAAGUUCUGGAAAGAACAAUUUCAGUUUCAAGUCAACAAAUCCCUGUUCUGGAACUGUGUGCUAUCUGGUAGUCUGCAAGGUGGUGUCAUGAAAGGCAUCUCGGAUACGGAAGUACGUCUCAACGAUCGCUUCUUCCUGGGAGGUCCUACAAAUGUUCGAGGUUUCAACAUCAACGGACUCGGACCCCACACACAAGGUGACUACCAGGGCGGGGAAGCCUUGUGGGCGGGGGCCCUUCAUCUCUACACCCCUCUACCGUUCGUCAAGGCAGGGCGGGGUGGGUUUGGGGAUGUCUUCCGGACUCAUUUCUUCGUCAAUGCAGGCAACCUUACGACAUUAGAUACAAAUAAUAUUUUUGCCUGGGAGGACCAUCUACAGAGACUAAGACAGGACUUCAGGUGGAGCUACGGAGCCGGGCUAGUCCUACGAAUCGGGUCCAUCGCCAGAUUUGAGCUCAACUACUGCCUUCCCAAGGCUGCUCAACCAACCGACAAUAUCUGUCAGGGAUUACAGUUUGGCAUUGGCGUCAGCUUCUUAUGAUAGGAAUCAACCAAUCAGCAUCCCAUAUUGAGAUCAUGUGACUUGGCUGCUGAAAUGUACCAAAUGAGCUUCAUACCAGUGGAACACUCAAGGCCCAUCUCAUCAUUGCUUUUAAAAAAAAACAUGUUUUUUUAUUUCCGAAAUGUGGUAUUUCAAGCUCAAUGUUGCCCUUUAGGUGUCGGUGUUAAACCAGUAUGUUAUCUGGGGCCCGUAACACAAAGCUUAGCAAUGAUCGUAGAACAUUUUUCUAUGAUUGAUUGCAUUGACUGCAAUGU
Molecule: messenger RNA, 1732 nt
Organism: Lytechinus variegatus (green sea urchin)
Lineage: Eukaryota; Metazoa; Echinodermata; Echinoidea; Temnopleuroida; Toxopneustidae
Gene: samm50
Product: sorting and assembly machinery component 50 homolog B-like
Exons: 12
Coding region: 66-1457 (463 amino acids)
Biological process (GO): protein insertion into mitochondrial outer membrane; mitochondrial respiratory chain complex assembly
Cellular component (GO): SAM complex; outer membrane
Source: RefSeq, a predicted model, not a curated record